GUCGCGUUCACAACUCCAGAGCUGCCAUAACGUAGCGCUUCCACCCGAUUCCGUGUGCACCGCUGGCGGUGCUGCGUUUACAAACAAUUGUAAUUAUUAUUCCAAUUUGUUGGGAUCGGGAAAUGUUAGAAUCUGCAUACGUUGACCGUUACACAACACUGAUUCAAAACAGCCGACUUUUCCUUACCGCCAAUUGUUUACAAAUGUGUUAACACACGCGUGUGAUUCCGAGUGCCUUAAAAAUUGUUCCUUCAAAAUAAGUGGUAGAACGAAAGCAAAGUCCAUAAUUAUGGCCAGCAAAGGUCAGCAGGCGGAGGCCCAGCAAUUAUAUCCGCAGCCCUCAAGAGUGGAACUGCUCACCGCCCAGACGGAAACCAACCAGAAACCACGAUGGAGCAGUCUCUUGCUAUUGGUGGCCCUGGCAACCACAUUUGGAGGCGCGGUAUCCACCGGUUACUGCAUUGGCGUUAUCAACGCCCCCUCCAAGCUCAUGAAAGUUUGGUGCAAUCAGACCAUACAUGAAACCUAUGGCAGUAACCUCGGUAAGAGCGGUCUGGAUCUCCUGUGGUCGUGCAUUGUUUCUGUGUUCCUAGUCGGCGGCGCCAUCGGUUCGCUGGGCGGAGCUGGAGCGGCCAAUAAAUUCGGCAGAAAAGCAUGCUUCCUCAUCUGCGGUGGUCUAUUCACCGUGGGAGCGGUGCUCUUCUUCUUCUGCCGUGCCGCCGGCUCCGUGGAGAUGCUGAUGAUCGGUAGAUUUGUGGUGGGACUGGCCUCCGGACUCGUGACCGCCACCCAGCCCAUGUACCUGUCCGAGGUGGCUCCUUUGGCGCUGCGCGGCACACUGGGCGUCUUCUGCGCCGUGGGCGUGACAGGGGGCGUGGUCGUGGGACAGGUCUUCACCCUGGCCGAUGUCUUCGGCACCGAGGAACUCUGGCACUAUGCGUUGGCCGCCUACAUGCUUCUGAUCAUUGUGUGCUACCUGCCAUCGUACAAGUUCCCCGAGAGCCCCAAAUUCCUGUAUAUUGUGAAGGGAAAUCGGGCGGCUGCCAAACGAGAGCUUCAACGACUGCGUGGCAAGAAUGCGGAUGAGCUUAUCGCCCAAGAGAUCGCCGAGAUGGAGGCGGAGACCAAUGCCAAGGUGCAGACCAGCAGCUUCUGCGAUGUGCUGCGCGAUCCUCGCCUCACAUUGCCCCUGAUCAUUGUCUGCUGUUUCCAUGGCGGCCAACAAUUGUCGGGCAUUAAUGCGAUAUUCUACUACUCGGUGAGCAUCUUUGAAAAGGCCGGGCUCUCCAAUGAAAAUGCCCAGUGGGCUAAUUUGGGUGCUGGCUGCCUGAAUUUGACCAUAUCUCUUUUGGGACCCUGGCUGAUGGCCUGCCGUAAUAGGCGAACCCUCAUGAUGUUCUCCUGCGCCCUGUGCUCCGUCUUCCUGUUCACCCUUUCCUUCGUUUUGUUCUAUAUUGACCAAGUCAGCUGGUUUGCCAUCGCCUGCAUCGUCUGCAUCAUGGGCUACAUCUUCUUUUUCCAAUUCGGAUUGGGUCCCAUUCCCUACUUCAUUGGCUCAGAACUAUUCGAGGUGGCUCCCCGCUCCGUGGCCAUGUCGAUGGGCAGCCUGGCCUCGUGGUCGUGCAAUUUCAUCAUUGGCAUCUCGUUCCCGCUGCUGCAGAAUGCGUGGGGUGCCUUCGUCUUCCUGCCCUUCUCCAUUACCUGUGUGCUGCUCUUCCUGCUGACGAAAUUCUAUCUGCCGGAAACGCGUGGUCGAGAUCCUUCCGAGGUGGCGCCACUCGUAUCGAAGGGCUUCCGCUCCAAGGUCAAAUAAGGCCAAGCCCCGUGGGCUCAUCUUACAAUUAGUUUUAAGUAGUCGGUGGUACGUGGUAAUUCGUUUGGGCUCAGAUGGCAGAAUGGGACCACUCAAUGAUUCCUCCAGGUCAUGUGCCUUUGUGUAAUUGCCGACAAUAAACCGGGAUCCACAUUGUUCAGGGUCAAAUUGCUGCAACUAAAUGCAAUUCCCCGUCUAGUCUGUAAGCUCUUUUGUACAAACCAACAAAUGCUAAAUCGGAUCUAACUUUAGGAGUCACCCUGUAUGAAAGCUUUGAGCGCUCCGUUCCCUUAUCACUACUGCACAAGUUCAAUUAAAAUACCUUGGGACUGAGCGCCAAGUAAUACUCGGUUAAUUAGAUUUAUUGUUAAGCAGAAUGCCCUUCCACGGCGUUGGGUUAGGUGGUUAAGUGCCAAACUUUUGCCAAACAAAUGUUAAAUGCUUCGAAAAUAGUUUAAAAUAUUGCCUGACUUGCCUGUUGUUAAUGCCUAAGUGCCCGCUAAUAAAACCU
This is a messenger RNA of Drosophila gunungcola (fruit fly), 2324 nucleotides long. RefSeq names its product solute carrier family 2, facilitated glucose transporter member 1-like. Gene Ontology annotation, molecular function: hexose transmembrane transporter activity. The record is from RefSeq and is a predicted model, not a curated record. The transcript is spliced from 7 exons. The coding region runs from base 290 to 1813 and encodes 507 amino acids. Gene Ontology annotation, cellular component: membrane. NCBI's taxonomy places the organism in Eukaryota, Metazoa, Arthropoda, Insecta, Diptera, Drosophilidae. Gene Ontology annotation, biological process: monosaccharide transmembrane transport.